AUGUCCACCGCCACCGUUGCCGCCUCCGGGGCCGUCCCCCCUCUGACGGAGAACAAGUUGGAGAAGAAGCCCAUCAAGUUCUCGAACUUGCUGCUCGGCGCCGGCCUCAAUUUGUUCGAGGUCACUACGCUCGGCCAGCCCCUGGAGGUCUGCAAGACCCAUCUCGCUGCGAACAGAGGCGAUUCCUUCGCUUCUGCUCUGCGCUCCAUCUGGAAUCGUGGCGGUGUCUUUGGAUUCUACCAGGGUCUCAUUCCUUGGGCCUGGAUCGAAGCCUCGACCAAGGGCGCCGUGUUGCUCUUCGUCGCUUCCGAAGCUGAAUAUUAUGCCCGGGUCGCAGGCGCUUCGGAUUUUGGUAGUGGUAUCAUCGGUGGUGUGACGGGUGGUGUCGCACAGGCAUAUGCCACCAUGGGUUUCUGCACCUGCAUGAAAACGGUCGAGAUCACGCAGCACAAGCUAGCGGCGUCGGGCGUCAAGCCGCCGAGCACGUUCGAGACGUUCAUGGGCAUCUACCGCAAGGAGGGUAUCCGGGGCAUCAAUCGCGGUGUCAACGCCGUGGCGAUCCGCCAGAUGACCAACUGGGGUUCGCGCUUCGGUCUAUCGCGCUUGGCCGAACAGGGCAUCCGCCGCAUCACCAAGAAGGAGAACGGCGAGAAGCUUAGCGCGGUCGAGAAGAUUACCGCUUCUGCUCUAGGUGGUGGCCUCUCGGCCUGGAACCAGCCGAUCGAGGUCAUCCGCGUGGAAAUGCAGAGCAAAAAGGAGGAUCCCAACCGUCCCAAGAAGAUGACGGUCGGAAACACUUUCAAAUACAUCUACGAGUCCAACGGUCUCAAGGGCUUGUACCGCGGCGUAAUGCCGCGUAUUGGGUUAGGCGUUUGGCAGACGGUUUGCAUGGUGGCUAUGGGUGAUAUGGCCAAGAGUUACGUUGAAAAGCUGACCGGUGAUAAGGUCACUGCUAAGCAUUAG
Messenger RNA from Daldinia childiae, 963 nucleotides. RefSeq names its product Citrate/oxoglutarate carrier protein. Gene Ontology annotation, molecular function: tricarboxylate secondary active transmembrane transporter activity. The coding region runs from base 1 to 963 and encodes 320 amino acids. Gene Ontology annotation, cellular component: mitochondrion. The transcript has 3 exons. The record is from RefSeq and is a predicted model, not a curated record. Lineage: Eukaryota; Fungi; Ascomycota; Sordariomycetes; Xylariales; Hypoxylaceae. Gene Ontology annotation, biological process: alpha-ketoglutarate transport; mitochondrial citrate transmembrane transport.